Molecule: messenger RNA, 1095 nt
Organism: Daphnia carinata
Lineage: Eukaryota; Metazoa; Arthropoda; Branchiopoda; Diplostraca; Daphniidae
Exons: 1
Coding region: 1-1095 (364 amino acids)
Source: RefSeq, a predicted model, not a curated record
AUGGCUUUCAAUACUUCUUUCCCAUCCCCCAAACCUCUUCCAGGAUCGAAAAAGGCUUUCCCACAUGUAUCUGCGCGGGUCAAUUCUUUCACCGGACGCAAAUCUGUUUCCAAGUUACCGGACACCAGCGUUCCUGCUGCACCUGCAAAACCCGGCAAAGAUUCCCGUAAGAUUGACCCCGCUGUCGGCCACCAGAAACGCUCAGUACCUGCCAACGUGAGCCAUGCCAACAAGAUCCGGACUCAUCACGAUUCCUCGGCCGUUUCGGCUUGCCUUAAAACUGCAACUGCCACCAGAACCCAGAAGGUGCACGUUAAAUCAACAGCACCUGUGCAGAAACCUGAUAUUACCACCAGUCGUACGGCCGGGCAGGCAAAACCAGUGAAGCCAGAGACGAUGGAUCGGACGGACAAACUCUUCGCCAUGAAACCUCUUCCAGGGAAAAAGAAGACUCUGGAGGAUUUUGUGCGUAAACCUUUCCGGGCCAAUCCUGUUCCUUUGAGCACCUACAAACAUCCAAAAGAUUGCUCGGCAGUUAAGCAGGAGCCUCACCCACCGGCUAAGAAGGUCAUGGUUCAAACAUCCCCACCGCAAAAAGUAAAACCCGUUCCUUUCCGGGCUCGACCUCUUCCGGCCAGCACAUACAGUCCAUCUAUCCACCCGGGACGUAAAAUCCACAAGGUCCAAAUCGAAAAGACUGACGAAUCUGUCGUCACUAUGGACAAACCGGACGUCGACAACGAUGUGAAGGUUUCCGAGCCGAUAGAUGAACCUGCUAGCUCCGAAGCAGAGGCGAUUCAUCUUCCACCAGUCAAGAAGAUCGUGGUUCAAACCUCCCCACCAGAAAAGGUGAAACCCGUCCCAUUCCGGGCCCGACCUGUUCCGGCUAGCACAUACGUUCCAUCUAUCCAACCGGCGGCGCGCAAAAUACACAAGGCUAAAAUCGAAAAGACUGACGAGUCUGUCGUACCUGUGGAUGAACCGGCCGUCGACAACGAUGUGAAGAUUUCAGAGCCGAUACAUGAACCUGCUAGCGGCGAACCGGAGACGGUUAGUGGCCCCAAUGGCCCUGAGGUUGAGGCUGCAGCCCUGUAA